Molecule: messenger RNA, 569 nt
Organism: Laccaria bicolor S238N-H82
Lineage: Eukaryota; Fungi; Basidiomycota; Agaricomycetes; Agaricales; Hydnangiaceae
Exons: 1
Coding region: 255-569 (104 amino acids)
Source: RefSeq, a predicted model, not a curated record
UCAGUCGGAUAGUCCGACCCAACCGCAUUCACCUCUACCCCUGUUCAACUCUACCUGACCACUUGUCAAUGACAGCAGCCUUGUGAGUCUAUGAAACUGGAAUCCUUACGUCUGAUUCUGGUAGACUCUGUGUCCUUGUGAACAAGACUCUUCUCACGCCGCUCGGACUUUAUCAUCUGGAAACCACCUACGGGCGACUAUGAAAGCUCAAAAGCAUAUCGUCAAACCUACCAGCAGCACGCCUGAGAAAGAUCAUGGCUCCCAAAGACAGCCAACUAUCCGCUCUUGUGGCCCUAAUUGCAGACGCAACAAAGAUCGUGGAAGCGCACUACAACUUGAAGAAAGUCGAAGUGAUGCCUUAUGUUCCUUCACUAGACAAUCUUGAUGCUCACCCCCUGGACGCUGUUAUAGCAGAUGAUAAAGGACUGUGCACCGCGAUCCAGACAAUCGAGGGUGCCUGUUCCCAGUUAUGUGCUACCAUCGCGCGUCCCACCCAUACCCUGCUCGACUCAAUAAUUUGGACGGCGAUUUGUGGGGGUAAACUUCAUUGCGUUCAUGCUUCUGUUUGA